This is a messenger RNA of Fusarium vanettenii 77-13-4, 1602 nucleotides long. RefSeq lists its product as uncharacterized. Gene Ontology annotation, molecular function: phosphatidate phosphatase activity. The transcript has 3 exons. Lineage: Eukaryota; Fungi; Ascomycota; Sordariomycetes; Hypocreales; Nectriaceae. The record is from RefSeq and is a predicted model, not a curated record. Gene Ontology annotation, cellular component: actin cortical patch. The coding region runs from base 114 to 1364 and encodes 416 amino acids.
GACCUCCUCGUUCUUUGCCUCCCCGCAGUCUCAGUCUCGGGAAUCACUCACAGCAGAAACCUACAUCGCAUAUACCUGUAGCGGCCACCCGGGCCGUUUCUUCCUCCUUCACAAUGCCAGAAACAGAAUUCAGCCCGUCCUCGUUUGCAGGCGACAUGCAGUUACGAACAAGAAAGGCGCGCAACUUUGACAAGGUCGAGCACGACCUGCCCGACCCUAGAAAUCCAGCUUUGCAGCGAGUCCAGACCGCGGCGCUCGCUGCUCCUAUUAACAUCUCGGCAUGGCUCUCCCGUCUCGCAAACCUGAACCCUUUUGGCAAGGCUGUCGAUAGCGGCGAUAUUGUCUGGCUCUUUGAUAAUACGGCGUACCGAAAUCCAGACACGAAUGUAUGGGAGGCCGAGUUUGUUGCCGCGGUGUUUGAGAACGAGCCCAAGUGUCGUGUCGCAGACAUUGUAUCGAGCAUCGCCAAGACGUUGGGUCUUGCAGAAGAUGCAGCAGAGCGUGAUGUCAUCGAGGAGAGGAUAAUUCCCUUCCUCUGGGACAUUCAAGCUGCGAGAGUGUUUUGGCUCGAACACCGUAAGAAGGAGUUGAGGUUGGGGCCGACGAGCGUCAACGGCAUCACGACGAGUGUCAUGCCCCUCGAGCGCUAUCAUAAGGGAUCUGUGGUCGAUGCGACGGCUCUGGUGCCUAGGGAGGUCAGGGGCAUACUCGAUAUGCAGACUUAUUAUGCUGGGCCUGAAGGAUGGGGCGUCAUUUCAGAUAUUGACGACACCAUCAAAGUCACCAUGACAAGCGAUCCUCUGGGAAUUCUCAAGUCCACCUUUGUCGACGAACCCACUCCAGUCCCCGGAAUGCCUGAGCUUUACUCAGAUCUGCAGUCCCUUCUACCCCGCGACACUCCUUGGUUUUAUCUUUCCGCUUCGCCCUACAACCUGUAUCCACUGCUACGCGACUUCCGCGAUCGUUACUUUCCGCAAGGCACACUCGUACUGAGAGACUCGAGUUGGCGGACUGUCGCGGGAUUGUUGUCGGCGUUGACGAUGGGGACGGAGGAGUACAAGGCCGAUCGCAUGAAGAAGGUUCACUCGUGGCUACCAAAGAAGAAGAUGAUUGUGAUUGGAGACUCUACACAAUCUGACCCCGAGGCGUACGGCGAAGUGUACCGAGCCUUCCCCCACUGGAUCAAGAUGAUCCUCAUCCGCAAGGCCACCGAUGUUGCCUCAUUUGGCAUCGAAGAGAAGAACCAAACUGAGCGCUUUGAGAAGGCGUUUAAGGGUGUGCCGCGCGAGGCUUGGCAUGUCUUUGAGGACCCGAGCGAGUGCCGGCGGAUUGUGCGUGAUGUCGUUCGCAAGAGGUCGUGGUAGGCUUGGUAUAUCAUAGACGGUGCUCUGAUUCACUGGUCCCGACCUGAGUUCUGGCUCAAGGUUAGGUUGUACAAGUAUUAGCUUUUUGUGGUUUUGCUCUAGCAGGCGUGUUUUGGUUUGAAGGGUGCUUGUUUCGAGCAGUUAUUCGAUUCCACUUUGAUACUCCGGUUGGAUAGUGUCUUGGCCUUUGAGCAGUUAUUCCCACCUAGGUAACAAUAAAUAAGGUGUAAAUUAUGUC